Pelagomonas calceolata is the source of this 1019-nucleotide messenger RNA. NCBI's taxonomy places the organism in Eukaryota, Pelagophyceae, Pelagomonadales, Pelagomonadaceae. The record is from the annotation of a GenBank genome assembly.
GGCGCCCGCCGCCGCGGUCACGCAUGGCCGCGCCCGCGGCAUCGUGCUCGCGUUGGCCCUUUGCGCCGGCGGCGCGCUCUUCGCCGUCGCCGGGCCGGGCCCGUCGCCGCCUGUGUGGAAAUCAACCAGUGUGUCGGGUGCACCCGACAAUUCUUCACUAAGUCAUUUCUCGGCGAUGACGCGGCCGACCUGGCUCGGUCGAGCGGCGAAGAACCGGCAUCGCCACGCCAUCGAGCAGGCGUCGCGUCGAUGGCGAACGCGCCGUAAAAUUUUGAUUUCCACACAGGUCGCCGCGGCUCCGCGGGACGCAGCUCGACUCCUACUGGACCAUCAUAGGCGGCACCCCUACUCAAGUUGAGCCCGAUGCCGAGGGCCUCGAGGUGGUGAUCGCGACCAUGGAGAACGGCGAGCGCGUCCCGGUCGACACCCCGCCGAUCGUCGGCGGCCCCGGCGACGACGACCACGACUGCUGCGGCGGCGGCUCGGCGUGCGGCUGGGGCUGGUGCGAGGCGCAAGGCAAGUGCACGCAGGUGUGGGAGUGCGAGCCGGACCCCACGAUCGAGGUCGGCAACGCGACGACGCUCCCGGCGCCGGCCACGACGCCCGGCGUCGUCAACUACUUCCCCGACGCUCAAGUCGCGGCUCAAGCCAACACGGACUGCACCGGCGGCGAGGGCGUCGGCAUCGGCUGCGCCUCGGGCACGACGCUCUCGACGGAAAACGAGUACUCGGGCGAGGGCGAGUCCACCGGAGAGGCCGUCAAGCACUCGACGACGGCCACGACCGUCGAGGCCGCGAACGCGGCCGACAAAGAAGAGCCCUCCUCCCAGUUCCAGAUUAACACGUCCGCCGGCCCGGCGUCGCAGUCGACCACGAACAAAGGCGGCGAGACCGUCCACCAGGGCCCGGGCAGCGCCACCGUUCGCGACGGCGCGGGCAACGCCAAGUACAUCCCGGGCCGCAAGUAGGUGAUGCGCCGCCGCGGCGAGAGCUAGCUACGCUGGGUAAUUGGCUCUCCA